Molecule: messenger RNA, 411 nt
Organism: Ostertagia ostertagi
Lineage: Eukaryota; Metazoa; Nematoda; Chromadorea; Rhabditida; Trichostrongylidae
Source: the annotation of a GenBank genome assembly
GGUGGUGCACCAGAUGAACCAUUACUUCCUCCAGAGGACCAUGUACGAGAGGGCAUUGUGUUCGAAUAUCUCAAUUACUACGAGGGUGGUAUUCGGAAAGGUGAUUUUAUUCUGGACAUGAUUAUGGAGGGCUUAGCACCUAGGUAUUGUAUCGGAGAGAGGUAUUUGGACAUAAGCCCAGCAGACAGCCUAGCAAGAGCAGCUGCAGCAAAGGAUCUUGUAGAUAAGUGUUUCCGCGUCGGACUGAUCUCAGAAGUUCUACACACUGCCAUUGGGAAUCAUCCAUUUUUCAAGAAGAGAGACCUUCCACGAAGAGACUAUGAUUUGGCUAUGGAUGCACUUAUCAAUCUAGAUGAGAAGAUCUCUGUAGGUAAGGUGAUCUGGUUAUGCAUCGAGCGUAUUUUUCGAUAA